Messenger RNA from Penicillium antarcticum, 2070 nucleotides. RefSeq names its product 1,4-alpha-glucan branching enzyme GLC3. Bases 1 to 2070 code for a protein of 689 amino acids. NCBI's taxonomy places the organism in Eukaryota, Fungi, Ascomycota, Eurotiomycetes, Eurotiales, Aspergillaceae. The record is from RefSeq and is a predicted model, not a curated record. The transcript has 8 exons. Gene Ontology annotation, molecular function: 1,4-alpha-glucan branching enzyme activity; cation binding; hydrolase activity, hydrolyzing O-glycosyl compounds. Gene Ontology annotation, biological process: glycogen biosynthetic process. Gene Ontology annotation, cellular component: cytoplasm.
AUGACUUCUGCAAUUGAAAGCUCAAAUUACGCUAUGGAUGGAACAGGUGUUAUCCAGCUGGAUCCUUGGCUGGAACCCCAUCGCGAUGUCUUGAAGCACAGAUUCCAGGUCGUCGAGACAUGGGCCAAAACUAUCAAUGAGACCGAGGGUGGCCUGGACAAGUUCAGCAAGGGCUACGAAACGUUCGGUCUGCAUGCGCAACCUAAUGGAGAGAUCAAAUACAAGGAAUGGGCACCCAAUGCCAAGGAGGCCUCUCUGGUUGGCGAUUUCAACAACUGGGACCCCAAUGCCAACCCCAUGACGAGGGACAGCUUCGGUAUCUGGGACGUUACCGUUCCAGCUAAAGAUGGCGCUCCCGCGAUUCCCCAUGACAGCAAGAUCAAGAUCAGUAUGGUCCUCCCCAGUGGAGAACGCAUCUACCGAAUCCCCGCUUGGAUCAAGCGUGUUGUCCAAGACCUGAAUGUAUCACCUGCAUAUGACGCCGUCUUCUGGAACCCGCCCGCGAACGAGCAAUACAAGUUCCAGCACCCACGACCCAAGAAACCUGCAAGCCUGCGAAUCUAUGAAGCACACGUCGGCAUCUCGUCCCCAGAGACCAAAGUCGCUACCUAUAAGGAGUUCACCAAGAACAUGUUGCCCCGUAUCAAGUAUCUGGGAUACAAUGCCAUCCAGCUGAUGGCCAUCAUGGAGCAUGCCUACUAUGCCAGUUUCGGCUACCAGAUCAAUAACUUCUUCGCAGCGAGCAGUCGCUAUGGAAACCCCGAAGAUCUAAAGGAGCUCGUUGAUACCGCUCACAGCAUGGGUCUGAUUGUUCUUCUUGACGUUGUUCACAGCCAUGCGUCCAAGAACGUCAUCGACGGAAUCAACGAGUUUGAUGGCACUGAUCACCUCUACUUCCACGGAGGUGCCAAGGGUCGUCACGAGCUGUGGGACAGCCGUCUGUUCAACUACGGUAAUCACGAGGUCCUGCGUUUCCUGCUGAGUAACCUUCGCUUCUGGAUGGAGGAGUACGGAUUCGACGGAUACCGUUUCGAUGGUGUCACCAGCAUGCUCUACACACACCACGGCAUUGGAACAGGCUUCUCUGGUGGCUACCACGAGUACUUUGGCCCGGCCGUCGACGAGGAGGGUGUCACAUACCUCACUCUCGCAAACGAGAUGCUGCACGAGCUCUACCCUGAAUGUAUUACAGUGGCCGAAGAUGUCUCCGGCAUGCCGGCCCUGUGUCUCCCCCACAAGCUGGGCGGUGUCGGCUUCGACUACCGUCUUGCCAUGGCAAUCCCCGACAUGUACAUUAAGCUCCUGAAGGAGUCCUCAGAUGACGAAUGGGACAUCGGCAACCUCUCCUUCACUCUAACCAACCGCCGCCACGGCGAGAAGACCAUCGCCUACGCCGAAAGCCACGACCAAGCACUCGUCGGCGACAAAUCCCUAAUGAUGUGGCUCUGCGACAAAGAAAUGUACACCCACAUGUCCACCCUAACAGAAUUCACACCCGUUAUCGAACGCGGCAUGGCCUUACACAAAAUGAUCCGCCUCAUAACCCACGGACUAGGCGGCGAGGGCUACCUAAACUUUGAAGGCAAUGAAUUCGGACACCCAGAAUGGCUGGACUUCCCCCGAGAGGGAAACAACAACUCAUUCUGGUACGCGCGGCGCCAGCUAAACCUAACAGAAGACAACCUGCUCCGCUACAAGUUCCUCAACGAGUUCGACCGCGGCAUGCAGCUCACCGAGCAGAAAUACGGCUGGCUCGCUUCGCCGCAGGCGUAUAUCAGUCUGAAGAACGAGGCUGAUAAGGUUCUUGUCUUUGAGCGCGCGGGUUUGUUGUGGAUUUUCAAUUUCAAUCCUACGCAGAGCUUUACGGAUUAUCGGGUUGGUGUCGAGGUUGCUGGGACUUAUCGGAUAGUGCUUGAUUCUGAUGAUGCUGCUUUUGGCGGGCUUGGGAGGAAUGUCAAGGAGACGCGCUUCUUUACUACUGAUAUGCCUUGGAACGGGCGCGCCAAUUUUGUGCAGGUUUAUCUUCCUACGAGGACUGCUUUGGUCCUCGCUCUGGAGAGCACUCUGUGA